Trypanosoma cruzi is the source of this 1329-nucleotide messenger RNA. RefSeq lists its product as uncharacterized. The record is from RefSeq and is a predicted model, not a curated record. The coding region runs from base 1 to 1329 and encodes 442 amino acids. The transcript has a single exon. NCBI's taxonomy places the organism in Eukaryota, Euglenozoa, Kinetoplastea, Trypanosomatida, Trypanosomatidae.
AUGAUGCGAGUCUGCCGCCCGCAGCUGUUGCGGGUGUCACCGCUGCUGCGUGUGUGGGCUGCCGAGGAAGACGACGCCAAUGCCCCACCGACGACAUUUAAAAACGUUAAACCCGGCCGAUUGCUGCGACUCUGGCGACAGAUACGUCACCGCUCGUGGAUUGUUUAUACAUGGGACGAGGAAUGGACAAGUCCCGGGAGUGAGGGCUAUUUGCACCAGCAGCGGUUAGAGCAGGUGUGCUUUGCUCCGCUCUCUGCGUACGGCAUGGUGCCCGGAUCGUACUGCGACCCGUUGCUGUACAAUACGAAGCACACCUCACCGUUCCGCUGGCAUGUUGCAAACACUUCCUCAGACAUUGUGGGUCACUGGUAUAUGGAGGCGGAUGAGAUUUUCCGCAUCAAGGACUGGCAGCCAAAGAACCCGGAUGACCCAACGGAGAUGUUUCCACGACCACCGCAGCAGAUUUUAAAGUGGGACGAAACGGUGGAUGAGCACGGCAAUCGCACCUUCCGCUACAAGUACCGUUAUGACUUUAUGGGACCGACUGGCAUGUGGGAGGCAUACCCGCGAUACCCCUUCUCGCACAUUUACCUUAACGGACAGGAUCAUCAUGGUCGGGCAGAGGGCUACGGCUUUAAGCAAGGCCAUUUACUUCGCUGCAGUGAAGAGGAGGAGGAGGUGCUACGUCGUAUUAUGGAAGAGGAAGACAAGGAGUGGGAGAUGGUCAAACGGACAGAGGUGGUACAAGAACCAUGGUCGUACCCUGGGAAGAUCCGACCGCAGGACUUUAAAGGAGCAGUGGAGCGUGCCAAGGCGCGGUUCAGGGAACAGAUUAAACACGGCAAGGAAACGGACCCCAGCGAGGAUCCUGACUACGAUUUAGUGCAGGCGGGUGAAUUUGUGGAGCCGAGAGACGGUCCACGAGCGGAGUGGAGACACUUGUGGACAUCCAACCGUCCCAAAGGGGAGCCACUCCCGUACCAGGUCACAUUUAACGACGGCAUCACGUUUGAGGAUAAUGAAGGAAGGCCUCCUGUUCAUCCAGAAAGUCAUUACGAACAGACACCAAAGGAGGCACCAUACAAAAAGUAUGAGGAGCAGGACACAAAGGAGGAGGAAGAGGAACAGAAAAGGCGUAAGUCAGCAUGGGAUCAGUCAUUUAAGGAGUCUAUAGCCAAAUAUGAAGAGAGGUACGGUGUGGAGGCAAAAAAAGGGGAUUCUGACAAGAAAAGCUCCUCGGAUACCGGUAAGAGUAGUGGUGGUGGUGAUGGUUCCACUCCACCACCAUCAUCAUCUUCUUCUCAUGAAGGGCAAGACGGCAAAAAAUAA